Pocillopora meandrina is the source of this 683-nucleotide messenger RNA. Lineage: Eukaryota; Metazoa; Cnidaria; Anthozoa; Scleractinia; Pocilloporidae. The record is from the annotation of a GenBank genome assembly.
CUGUCCAUUCAAGGUACAUGCUUUUUCCCUAAGGAAACUGGACCGUGUAAAGCCAAGAUCAGUAGAUAUUACUACAACCACCGCACCGGAAAAUGCGAAAAGAUCUAUUACGGAGGUUGCAUGGGAAACGUAAACAACUUUAAAAGAAUUCGACAGUGUGACAAAACCUGCCCUUGUAACUGAAGUUGUUCAAGAUAAUUUUGGUAUCAUCAACAUAGUUAAUAAUGUAAAUUUGCCACCGUAAAGAGUUUCAAAGCUGAUGUUUCGAGCGAUAGCCCCUCUUCAGAGCGAAUGAUUGCUUGCAGGUCAUUGUCUGGUUGUACGAAAACAAUGAGCCUCAAUAAUAACUAUUAUAAUCGGUACAAGCCACACGUACAAAAAAAAAAUAAAAAAUAGGUAGUAUGAAGGCCAAAAUAAUGCAUUUCAAUAGAAAGCCAUAAUUAAUUUUGCCUUGCGUUUGUUAGCCUCGCCAUGGUACAUGUAGAUUUUGUUGUCAUUUUGUUUGUUCAGCUGUUAAACCAAAGUCAAUUUGCCACCGGCCGAAAAAAGAAGGACCAUGCAGGGCCCGGAUCCCUCGAUAUUUUUACAACAAGCGCACUAAAAGAUGUAAGAAGUUUUAUUUUGGUGGAUGUCGCGGUAACCAGAACAAUUUCAAGAAACUUAAGGAGUGCAGGAGCGUUUGU